AUGACUACUGCAGCUACUGCAAAUCAAGCUGUAAAAUUACAAAGUCCUCAAAUGGUUCAAAAUGGACCAGAAAAUGAUAAUAAUCAAACUAAUACUACAAAUGCAACAAAUAGUGCAGUUGUAACCACUACAGCUUCUUCAGGUACAGUUGCAAAUGCAGCUACUAAUGAUCAAAUUGAUCAUUUAGCUCAAUCAACUGCUGAAACUUGGCUUUCAAUUGCUUCUUUAGCUGAAACAUUAGGUGAUGUAGAUCGUGCAGCUAUGGCUUAUGAUGCUACUUUACAAUUUAAUCAAUCUUCAACUAAAGCUUUAACUUCAUUAGCUGAUUUAUAUAGAUCUCGUGACAUGUUUCAAAGAGCUGCAGAACUAUAUGAACGUGCUUUAGCUGUAAAUCCUGAAUUAUCUGAUGUUUGGGCAACUUUAGGUCAUUGUUACUUAAUGUUAGAUGAUCUCCAAAGAGCUUAUAACGCUUAUCAACAAGCUUUAUAUCAUUCUUCUAACCCUAAUGUUCCAAAAUUAUGGCAUGGCAUUGGGAUUCUUUAUGAUCGUUAUGGAUCAUUAGAUUAUGCAGAAGAAGCUUUUGCUAAAGUAUUGGAAUUAGAUCCACAUUUCGAAAAAGCAAAUGAAAUUUAUUUCAGAUUGGGUAUUAUCUAUAAACAUCAAUCUAAAUGGAAUCAAGCUCUCGAAUGUUUUAGAUAUAUCUUAUCUCAACCUCCAGCCCCUUUACAAGAAUGGGAUAUUUGGUUUCAAUUAGGUUCUGUAUUAGAAUCUAUGAAUGAAUGGCAAGGUGCUAGAGAAGCAUAUGAACAUGUCCUAUUACAAAAUGAACACCAUGCUAAGGUUCUUCAACAAUUAGGUUGUUUAUACGGUAUGAACAACGUUCAAUUCUAUGAUCCACAAAAAGCUUUAAAUUAUCUAUUGAAAUCAUUAGAAGUUGAUCCAUCAGAUGCUACUACUUGGUAUCAUCUUGGUAGAGUUCAUAUGAUCAGAUCAGAUUAUACUGCAGCUUAUGAUGCAUUCCAACAAGCUGUCAAUAGAGAUUCAAGAAACCCAAUCUUUUGGUGUUCAAUUGGUGUCCUUUACUAUCAAAUUUCUCAAUAUAGGGAUGCUUUGGAUGCUUACACUAGAGCCAUUAGAUUGAAUCCUUACAUUAGUGAAGUUUGGUACGAUUUAGGGACUCUAUAUGAAACUUGUAACAAUCAAUUAACUGAUGCACUAGAUGCUUAUAAACAAGCUGCAAGAUUAGAUCCUGAAAAUAUCCACAUCAGAAAGAGAUUAGAGGCCCUUACUCAACAAUUAUCCAAUCCACAACAACAAGGUCCAAAUGGAAAUAAUCCACCUCAACAAUUACAAGUGCCUCAACAGUUACAAGUACCACAACAACCUCAGAUCCCUGGUCAACAACAAGGGCCAUUAGGUACAAAUACUAAUGCAACUGGUCAACAAAAUGAAAAUGGGGAACAAGUUCCAAUUAUGUUACAACCAACAUUGCAACAAACAGAUAAUGCUAACCCAUUAAAUGUUAGACCUCCAAACUCAACAAUGUAUGCGACUGGCCCAUUGAAUCAACAACAACAACCUGGCCAAACACCCCAACAACAGCCAGGACAACCAUUAUUGCAACCAACCCAAAAUAAUGUCGCUUUAACAAUGAACCCUCAAAUUCAAAACCAAUCCCAAUUAUUACAGCAGGUCCAGGUUCAACAACAGCAACAAGCUGAGGCACAAGCGCAAGCGCAAGCGCAAGCGCAUGCUCAAGCGGAGGCACAGGCUAGAGCUCAAGCAGAGGAACAAGCAAGACUCCAAGCUCAAGUACAAGCCCAGGCCCAAGCUCAUGCCCAAGCUCAGGCGCAAGCCCAAGCCCAGGCGCAAGCCCAAGCACAGGCCCAAGCACAAGCCCAAGCCCAGGCGCAAGCCCAAGCACAGGCCCAAGCACAAGCACAAGCCCAAGCCCAAGCCCAAGCACAAGCCGAAGCCCAAGCUCAGGCGCAAGCCCAAGCCCAAGCACAGGCCCAAGCACAAGCACAAGCACAAGCACAGGCUCAAGCCCAAGCCCAAGCCCAAGCUGAGGAACAGGCAAGAAUUCAAGCCCAAGCCCAAGCUGAGGAACAGGCAAGAAUUCAAGCACAAGCACAAGCUGAGGAACAGGCAAGAAUUCAAGCACAGGCACAAGCUGAGGAACAGGCAAGACUUCAAGCGGAAGAACAAGCCAGACUUCAGGCAGAAGAACAAACAAGGAUACAUGCUCGUGCAUUAGUAGAAGCAGAGGCAGAAGCACAAGCCAAAGCUGACUCCGAUUCCAAAGCCUUAGCUAAUGCCGAGAAUAAAGAAACAAUAGAAGCUGAAGAAAAAACUAAAUCUGAAAGUCAACCACCUCAAUUACCUCAAAUACAACUAGCACACACUACAGCUGAGGUUUCAACUCCAGUUUCUAUUCCUCCAAUUUCAGAGUUAACUUCAACUAAUAAACCAGAAUCUCCAAAAAUAACUCCAGCAACAACCACUGAAACAGUUCAAAACCAGGACCCAAUGAACUUAUCAACAAUGAAUUCUCCAGUUGCUCCUGCUUCUGCUAUUGCUUCUGAAGUUGCAGCCAGUGCCCCUGAAGCUACAACCGCAACUCAAACUGAAAUCUCCACAUCGACUUUACCCCAAAAAAGAACAAGCGAUAGCAAUAUCCAUAAUAUUGUGAACGACUCAACCACCGCUAAUACUGAAAGUCCAGAGGAAGAAAAAUUAGACGAACCAGAAUCCAAGAAACAAAAAUUAGAUGAUAAUAAUUCCCUAACCGCUGGUAAUGGCAGCGUUAGCCCACCACAUGAGACCACACCUGCUCUAACUGACCCAACACCUACCGCAACUGACUCAACACCUGUUCCUACAGCCGAACAGCAACCUUCAACACUAGUCGAAUCUGUGACCAGUGGAGGUAGCACAACUGAACCGGUAAAAGAGAAUGGCGCUACUCCAGAACCUACCACAGUGACUGAGACUACUGUAGAAUCUACGACAGAUGUUGUUACUGUGGAACCAAUACCAGCAACAGAGGAACCAAAUAAAGUUGCUGAAGAGGCUACAGUUGAAGCCUCUACUGAUGCCGAUACCAAACCUAAAGAAACGGAAAACACUGAAGGAACAACUGAAACGGUAGAAACAGCUGAACCUACGACCGAAACUGAGAAAAAAGUAGGAGAUCAAAAUAACAAAGAACUAUCAUCGGAACUUGCUGAAGAAACUGUUAUUAAGCCAUCAGCCGAGGCCAUGGAAGCCUUGGCGGAAGAGGCCAGAAUUAGAGAAGAAGAAGAACAUGAAAGAAACAGUACUAAUGGCCCAUCUGGUGAUUCCGAAAAGGAUGCCACCGCCAAGGAUAAUACCAGUUCCAAUUCUACCGAUGAUAAGAGUUCCGAACAAGCAAGAGAAAGUGUCGCUAGACAAGUUGAAGAGGAUGAAAAUUAUGAUGAUUAA
Molecule: messenger RNA, 3465 nt
Organism: Maudiozyma saulgeensis
Lineage: Eukaryota; Fungi; Ascomycota; Saccharomycetes; Saccharomycetales; Saccharomycetaceae
Source: the annotation of a GenBank genome assembly